GUUAAACAUCUGGACCUGUCCAUUCCAAGUUUAAUCAUGACGACAUUUACUCUCGAAUAACAUAAUCCUUUUACAACAAGUAUACAAAAUGUCUCAAACCAAAAACAAAAUGUCCGAAAUCGACGACCACAUCAGCAAACGAUUCGACAUCCAGAAAAGACUGGGCAAAGGUGCUUACGGGAUCGUAUGGAAAGCGAUCGAUAGGAAAACCAAAGAAACCGUAGCGAUUAAGAAGAUUUUCGACGCAUUUAGGAACCAAACGGACGCCCAGAGGACCUUUAGGGAAAUCAUGUUCUUGCAAUCCUUUAAAUCGCAUCCAAAUAUUGUUAAAUUGCAUAGUGUUCAUAGGGCUGCCAAUAACAGGGAUAUUUAUUUGGGUUUCGAAUAUAUGGAAACUGACCUGCAUAACGUCAUCAAACGUGGAAACAUCUUAAAAGAAAUACAUAAAAAGUAUAUAAUGUAUCAGCUACUUAAGGCCGUAAAGUACAUACACUCAGGAAAUGUUAUCCAUAGGGACCUGAAGCCUAGUAAUGUUCUUUUGGACAGUUUAUGUAGAUGUAAAUUAGCAGACUUUGGCUUAGCCAGAUCGCUUACCCAGGGAUCAACGGAAGGCUUAUUGAGCGAAAGCGAUCCCACUUUGACUGAUUACGUCGCUACGAGAUGGUACCGAGCUCCUGAAAUUUUAAUUGCCAAUAGAAGAUACACCAAAGGGAUCGAUAUGUGGAGCCUGGGUUGCAUCUUAGCGGAAAUGCUUAUAGGAAAACCAAUAUUUCCCGGCACCUCGACGGUGAAUCAAGUCGAGAAAAUUAUGGCUACAAUCCCAACCCCAUCCUCAGAAGACAUCAACCAGGUGUGCAUCUCAGGAGUGGGAUCAUCAAUGAUAAAAAACGCCUCGUCAGUUUCAAAAUACCCGCUGCAAAACAUGCUUGGGUCAUCAGUACCUGCUGACGCAGUCAAUUUAGUCACGCAACUCCUCCUCUUCAACCCUUACAAAAGACUUAAAGCGGACGAGGCUCUUAACCACGAAUACGUGGCAAAAUUCCACGAUCUAGAGCAAGAAAUCAUUAUGCCUUCAAACGUCAUUAUCCCUUUGAAUGACGACGUGAGACUAUCAGUGGACGACUAUAGGAACAAACUGUACGAACUGAUGUCAUCCAGUAAUAGUAACCAAAAGAGUCAUCCUUCGGCAGCCAAACCCAGACUGAUUAUGCCAGAUGUUUAUCCAAAAGUGACCAAAAACGCCGAGAGAUACAUAAGGUCCCACGUGGUGUCCAAAGAGAGACCCCAAGUGAUGUCGCAAUCCGAAUCCAAGAUUAGCCAAAAACCGUCGUCGAGUUGGAUCCAUAAAGCGAACGUGAAGUCGGAUUCGAAAGUUCCAUUGAUGAAACCCGCCGUUUUGGAACGGACGAACAUUUUAAAGGCGUCAGGUGAUUGUAAGUUGAUGAAGUCGCACUCGGAGGUGCCGAAAAGAAGAAUCACCCCACCCAAGCCGAAUUUGUAUCAAUCGUUUAAUAGUUUUAAUAAAUCUCACGGGAUUAUUACGCAGAGCGCCCUGAUGGAACUGAGAGCCACAGGUUUUCGAUGAAAACCUACACCUCCCUGUUUUAUAACGACCGUCUUUUUUAUAUAUGAGUUUUUAUACAUUUACACUUUACGUAUGUCAUUUAAAUGAAAUAAAAACUUUUUUGAGAAUAAUUA
Molecule: messenger RNA, 1698 nt
Organism: Anthonomus grandis grandis
Lineage: Eukaryota; Metazoa; Arthropoda; Insecta; Coleoptera; Curculionidae
Gene: Erk7
Product: mitogen-activated protein kinase 15
Exons: 5
Coding region: 89-1585 (498 amino acids)
Biological process (GO): intracellular signal transduction; protein phosphorylation
Cellular component (GO): nucleus; cytoplasm
Molecular function (GO): ATP binding; MAP kinase activity
Source: RefSeq, a predicted model, not a curated record